Messenger RNA from Bipolaris victoriae FI3, 2694 nucleotides. RefSeq lists its product as hypothetical. Bases 1 to 2694 code for a protein of 897 amino acids. The record is from RefSeq and is a predicted model, not a curated record. Lineage: Eukaryota; Fungi; Ascomycota; Dothideomycetes; Pleosporales; Pleosporaceae. Gene Ontology annotation, biological process: proteolysis. The transcript is spliced from 4 exons. Gene Ontology annotation, molecular function: serine-type peptidase activity.
AUGCUGUUCCGAACAUCAGCCCUCUCGGUAGCCGUGUUGAGUAGUGUACAUCUCUCAGAUGCACUAUCCAUAUCGACGUCCGACAGUCCUUACAACAAGAUUCGUGUCCGCCAAGAAGAUACCGAAAACCCAGAAGCAAGUGCUUGCGGCUAUAUCAUCGACAACGUUAAUGAGGGAUACGCUUAUCACUAUGCAUCCGAUGCAUACCUUUGUCUGACCAGUGUACCUUUCAACCCUGCUGUUGCCACUCGCUUCAUCACGUACAUCAACGACACUGUGCAAUUUCAAAGCACUCUCGCAUAUCUCCGGGAACCUCCAGCUGGAUAUCAGCAGCCCGCUGUGGAUAUCCUGUCAGGAUUGAUACAAAUUCAGAACAAUAUCACGGCGGAAGUCUACAAGAACCAAUAUGAAUUUGAGGUUGACGUACAGCAUUUGCUGGACAGUGCUCAUGAUGGCCACCUGUAUCUGAGAGGCGGCAUUAUGGCGGCUUUCUCCUUCCUCGCGCCGUAUUCUAUCACCGCUGCCUCACCGGACGACGCAAGUCUACCGAAGCUUUACCUCACAGACGACCUAGUAAGAAGCCGAGACGAAGGUUGGACGCCUUCUGCAAUUGCUAAAAUCAAUGACAUGGAUGCUGUCGAGUACGUCACAAAAUUGGCGAGCAUCAAUGCCGUUGGUGGUAUAGAACCAAACGCCGACUGGAACCAAGUGUUUUACACACCUGCCCUGGCCAUUCAGGGAUCCGGUGGUAUCUGGGACAGUGGCGUACGCUUCUAUCCAGGAGACGAGAUUGAGUUGGUCAUGGAGAAUGGGACCGAAUACCUUGAUUACUGGCUUGCGCUCUGGAAUGAGCCGUACAAGACAGGUCCACUCACGACUGGCGGAGAUCUCUACAACUACUUCGUUCUGAACUUCUUGCCCGCCUCAUAUGACUCGAGCGGAAGCUUUUACAACGCAGCAUAUGAUCCCGGUCAAGAUGCCGAGAACACGACUGAACCUGUUGUUGUGCCUACACCUGAGCAGUCUUGGUUUACCAAAUCCAACGGAGCAUAUCCCAAUCCUGAUGUUCGACAAGAGGGUCUCGCAGUUCGCACCGAUGGUGUUGUUUCCGGCUACUUCCUACCACAGGUUGAUGCUGCGACACUCAGCAUCCCUUCGUUUUCACAAUACUCUGACUCGAUCGAGGACUUCAGCGGUGCUGUAUCAGCCUUCAUCGGCAAUACAACCCAACAAGGCUUGAAGAGAGUUGUGAUAGACCUUCAACAGAACACCGGUGGUACUGUGGAACUUGCCUUUAGCACCUUCAAGAGAUUUUUUCCGAACGCGGAUCCUUUUGCAGGAAGCAGGCGCCGAAAUCAUCAUCUCGGGGGCAUUAUAGGCGGAGCAUACACAUCGUACUUCGAUAGUCUUAAUCCUAGCGAUCCUGACUAUGAGUACCUUCUGGCUGCUGAAUGGGUGGUUACUCCCAGACUCAACGCUGCAACGGGCCAAAACUUCACUAGCUGGGCUGAAUACACAGGACCUGUGCAGGAAAAGGGCGAUUCCUUCUCGCUCACAGAGCGUUACAAUCUUUCGAACUCCGAGUUCAGUUCAGCUUUAUUCGAAGGCUGGGUGCCAUUGGGUUAUUCUCCUGACAAUCCCCUGGGGUACACGACGCCACCAUUCGCGGCUGAGAAUAUUGUUGUAUUGACAGAUGGAGCUUGUUCAUCCACAUGCGCUCUUCUAGUCGAGAUGUUCAAGCAGGUCGGCGUUCGAACCAUUGCAGUAGGUGGACUUCCAGCCACCGGUCCUAUGCAAGCUGUAGGAGGAAAUCGUGGCGCCGCGAUUCACUCCGCCGACCAAAUCGACUAUGACCUCGGACUCAUCUCUAUUCCUGAGUUCAAUGUUGAUAACGCAACAUUGGCCACGGUUCCUCAGCUCUCCGAUGAUGGCUUCCGAGAUUCUGGUGUUUUCACAGCAGCCCUUGGCAUCAACCUCAGGGACCAGGUCCGACCCAACGAUACAGAGCCACUCCAAUUCAAAUACGAACCCGCCGAUUGCCGCAUCUUCUAUACCCUAGCAAAUGCGUUCAACUACACCCGCUUGUGGUCUGAUGCUGUCACAGCCACCUUUGACGACACUUCAAAGUGCGUCUCAGGCUCCACGGGCUUUUCGAGCUCAAACAAGACUGCGCCAGGACCUGCGCCAGCCGCACCAGCUCCACUUAGUCUCAGCGUCGCCCAGCCUGAUGCUUCAAUAGACGAUGAGAACCUCGAUGAGUCGGGUGGUCCGCAGAACGUAGGGACGCCUGCACAGAGCUUCACCAUCGACUACUGCUUACCCACUGGAGGCUGUGCAUUUCCCCGUGUCCAGCGAUGCGAACCUGUCCCAGCGACCAUCUGCGGCGUCACCAAAACAUACCAAUUGUGUCUCCCACAGACACAAGACCCGAACGUGUGUGACCCUACGACUGCAGAGUGGGAGCAAACCUUUGUCGAGGCAGGGCGUGGUAGUCUUAGGCGAAGACUUUUGCCUACUUCUUUGGUGCCACCGAGGAGGCUUCCUGCCACAAGCCAGCCAGUGGGUGGAGCGCCUGCGUCGCCCCCCAGGUUUGGUGUGACGAGAGCCAAUGAACCGCAGCAACAAGUCAAGAGGUAUGGGCGAUGUAGGCCGAAGAAAGGCAAGAACUUGAGGCUUCGUUCAUGUCGCACCUAA